Venturia canescens is the source of this 2006-nucleotide messenger RNA. RefSeq lists its product as uncharacterized. Gene Ontology annotation, cellular component: RNA polymerase II transcription regulator complex. The coding region runs from base 177 to 1712 and encodes 511 amino acids. Gene Ontology annotation, biological process: positive regulation of transcription by RNA polymerase II. Lineage: Eukaryota; Metazoa; Arthropoda; Insecta; Hymenoptera; Ichneumonidae. Gene Ontology annotation, molecular function: transcription coactivator activity. The record is from RefSeq and is a predicted model, not a curated record. The transcript is spliced from 5 exons.
CCAAACUGUUCGAGGCUCGAAAAGUCGUGUUGUAGUUUUAAGAAUAUUUUCCGGUUUGGAGGAUCGUUUGUUCUACGAUUUCGGUGGGGUUUUUUAGUGUCAAUGUUGAACUGAAACUUCGUGAAUUUGGAUUAAUAUUACCUGCGAAAAGGUAGGAUCGAGCAGUAUCGAAGAAAAUGGGUUCACCGAUUAUGAGACAUUUUUUCAGUGGGAUUUUGGUGAUUGUGCUUUUUUCAACGGUCGUAAAUUCAGCAGAAAUAGCCCAAGGUAUUUCCACGAAUGACAAGUCUAAUGCAGUGUCUACGAGUUCACCCAGCCUCGAUGUGGAAGCCCGAGGAGACUCGGACGGUGUGGAUAUGAACGCUAUUGAAGAAAGCUCCAAAAGCUCGCCACCAAAAUCCCCGAUUAUUGAGAAGAGUGACAAGCAGCCGAUCAUUCUCGGCACGUCGAAAGUUGCGAUAGUGUAUUCAGAACGAAAAGGAAGCAAGUCCGAUAAAGAUAAGAGUAUUAAGGCUCCACGGGUCGUGUAUCCUCAGAAGCAAGCGUCGACUUCUCUGAAGCAGAGUUCGCCUGAUCGGAAUUGGCGAGGGGUCAGAGUUUCGCCGAGAGACAGUUAUCUCGACGCUUUUGAGCACUCGCAGACGAGUAAAGAUGUGCGGGAGGCUGUCAUCAGUGUCGACGUGAAGCCGAAAAUACCAAAGCUGAUAAGACGCGAUUACAGUGAGGGUCCGGUUUAUCGUCAUCCCCACGAGCAGUACGGCGGCCCGAAAGAUUCAAGCUCGACAUACAGUUUGCCUCAGGAAGUCAAUAAUCGUUUAACGACGACUAAGAACAUCGCUCGAAUAUCUUACGGUGGCCCAACGCCCGAGCCUUUUUAUCCAACCCCCAGUGAUUCUUAUUCGUUGCCUAUACAAUCGUCGGCCAAUUUCAAUAACAACAAUAAUAACGGAUUUCACGGAUCACCGCAAAUUACUUACGGCUCGCCAACUCCGCAAACUUCGUAUGGCUCACCAAGUCCGCAAACUUCGUAUGGCUCACCAAGCCCGCAAGUCCAGAUUUACGGCUUGCCCAAUCAUAGCUACAGCAAAGCUCCAACCGCUCCAUUCAAUUCUUAUGGGCCGCCCAACACUGGUUAUUCUCCGGCAGGAACACCCCACCAAGGUGAGGCGAGAGCUUACGGACCUCCGCCCUCAUCCUCGUACGGAGCACCCUUCGCUAUUCAGAAUCCUUCCCAACAACUCUCGUCGCUGAUGCCAUCGAUCGAUUUCAGUUGGCCAUUCGCUCUUAAGCUGAAUGCCUUCACGCUGGCUAAGAUUUUGCUGAAGCUCGUCAUUUUCAAGAUGAUUGUUAAAUUCAUUGCUCUCAUCUGUCUCCUUCUUUUCAUUCCGAAAUUGGAAAUCGUUAAAAAAGUUGAAAGCAACGAUGAUUCUGAUGACUCGGACGACGGCCGGACACUGUUUUCAAAGGAUUCUGCGCUCGAACGACUAAAUAUUCUCACUGCUUUUGUGACAAGUGCAAUCGAGAAGUACGAAACGACGAGGGAGCAUUCGGCCAAGUCUGUCGACGAUUGCACCGGCUUUAUUUGUCGGGUCAAAAGAUUUUUCAUCCAUGAGGAAACCUGGAAUGAUUACGUUACUUUAUUCAAGCGUUACGUAGCUGAGGAAUCUGGAAAUGGGGAUCAACAAGUACGAACGAAUCACGUAGACUCGUGAUCAAAUUAUCGCACCAGAGUCGAGAGAUCGUCAGAAUAAUUCGCUCACUUACGAUUUUAAACCAAUUUCCUAUUUAUUUAUUUAUUUAUUUAUUUAUUUAUUCAUGAGACUUGGAAUAUUUAAUUGAAAAAACCAGCUAUGCAAACACAGAAUCAUUGUACAUAAUGUAAAAAAGUAUGAAAAGUUUUCACGAGGCCUGAAUCGAGCCCAAUUCGCGACGAACGAAGCUGUGAAAAUAAAAGAAAAGCAGCAUAUUAUUUCUGGUAAUAAAAGUCGAUGAGAAACCAUUGGAAA